Messenger RNA from Clunio marinus, 600 nucleotides. Lineage: Eukaryota; Metazoa; Arthropoda; Insecta; Diptera; Chironomidae. The record is from the annotation of a GenBank genome assembly.
AUGAAAACUUUCAAUCAUAGUGUUCAUAAGGAAAAUCUUAAAUUUUCCGAUCGCAAAAGAAGCACAUCACAAGCAAAAGAUAUUAAAAUAUCGAAACAAUUUAAAGGAGAACGGAAGUUAAAAAUGAAGAAAUUUAUUGCAAUUGGAUUAGGACUUACGGGAUUAGCCUAUUUGAGCUAUCAAUUGUACAAUUUGUGGAAGCAAUCGGAAGAACAAGAUGAAAUGGAUGAAUUUAUCAAAAUCAUCAAAGAUUGGAAAGUGAAUCAAAAACUAUUCAACAAGCGGAAAAACUUUCCAAGCAACGGUUUCGAAUUGGAUCUAUGGCAGCCAUUAGCUGAAGAAGAUGAAGAAAUUGAAGAGGAAUUGGAAGUGGAAGUAGAAGAGGAAAACAACAUGAUGAACUUCGAUGAGGAAGUGAAUUAUCAUCUUUACCGGAAUCGUCGGUUUAAAGAUUUGGUGGAGGGUUUAUUAUGUGAGUAUGUUUUAGGAUUGGGUUUGACCAAUCCUAAAACCCCCCUCACCAAUUUUUUUCAAGGAAUUCAAGAAAAUAUUUCUCAAAAAAUUAAUAGAAAAAUCGAAACAAUUUAUAAAAAUCAAUAA